AUAUUGAGUUUUCGCGUGUAAAAUGUCUAAUCCGGAAGAGAAAGCGACGACGCCCACGGUCGCCGAACCCAACACCUUAACGAGGUUGGCUACGUUUAAAACCCCUCGUGAUCUAUCACUUGGCGGAGUGAAACUGAAAAAAGUCUACACACCGAAUUUAAAUGUGACUAGGAAUAAAAACAGAGGAGUUUCCUUGAACGGUACAAGAGACAUUAAGAAAGACGACAAGAAAAAGGAUCGUAAAUCUGAGAAAGUCAAAUUCGUCAAGCCUGGACAAAAUAUUAUCAAGUCUGGCGGUAUAUUCUCUGAAGGGGUGGGUAGCAUUGAACGGUUCUCAAGUAGACCAUCUUAUGGCAGAGAUGCUCAAAGUACCACGACUGCCACAAAAUUACUUCCAGCACCUACUUCAGCACCUCCUGUCAGGAACAAGGACUUUAGCAGGCGUAUCAGCUCUCUCAAUGGAGACGGAGGCUUGCCUGAGAACAGAGUGGAGUUCAUUGAAGACUUCAAACGCGUGAAGGCGCUCGACGCACCUAUCACGUUGCCGAUGGACGAUGGACUGACUCAACUGAAGCGGCAUUUCACCAUUAAAAACGAAGCGAUGAUGAAGACCAAGCGACUCC
This is a messenger RNA of Hyposmocoma kahamanoa, 623 nucleotides long. RefSeq lists its product as uncharacterized. NCBI's taxonomy places the organism in Eukaryota, Metazoa, Arthropoda, Insecta, Lepidoptera, Cosmopterigidae. The transcript is spliced from 5 exons. The record is from RefSeq and is a predicted model, not a curated record. The annotation marks the transcript as partial.